This is a messenger RNA of Balaenoptera musculus (blue whale), 1594 nucleotides long. It is a transcript of the gene TBCC, whose product is annotated as tubulin folding cofactor C. Gene Ontology annotation, cellular component: cytoplasm. The transcript has a single exon. Lineage: Eukaryota; Metazoa; Chordata; Mammalia; Artiodactyla; Balaenopteridae. Gene Ontology annotation, molecular function: tubulin binding. Gene Ontology annotation, biological process: post-chaperonin tubulin folding pathway; tubulin complex assembly. The record is from RefSeq and is a predicted model, not a curated record. Bases 40 to 1386 code for a protein of 448 amino acids.
CCUGCGAGUUUCUAACCUUGUUCUUAUAAACAAACCCACAUGUGCAGCUGCCGCUGCUGCAACUCACCCCACAAUCCCGGAUAUAAGUCCUGCCCCUUUAAGAGGAAAAAAAGCUUCCCCCGCCUGCCUUCCACCCUACCCAUCCACAAGGACCUUUGUCUUCCCACCCCCUCAGUCAGUCGGCCCCGCCCCAUAUCCCCGCCCCCUCCGACGCUGAGGAACCAAUGGGCGAAGAAAAUAAGGCCGGGGCCUGACGUCAGCAUGUCCGGCCAAUCACAGGGCGCGUUGGUGGGAGGCCUCGCGGAGGGCGCGCCCGGAGGAAGGAAGGCAGGAGAAAGGAAGCUUGAAGUCAAGAUGGAGACUGCUAGUGGCUCUGCCGCUGCUGUGGCGAACGGGGACUUGGGAUCCCAGAGGGACCGGAGCCUGGUGCCUGAGCGGCUUCAGAGGCGAGAAAAUGAGCGGCAACUGGAGGUGGAAAGGCGGAAGCAAAAGCGGCAGAACCAGGAGGUGGAGGAGGAGAAGAGCGACUUUUUCGCCGCCGCCUUCUCUCGGGAGCGAUCGGCCGUGGAAGAGCUUCUGGAAGGCGGGGAGUCCGUCGAGCAGCUGGAGGAGGCGGCCGCUCGGCUGCAGAGGCUGCAGAAACUUCUAAACGACUCGGUUUUGUUCCUGGCCGCCUACGACUUGCGGCAGGGGCAAGAGGUGCUGGCGCGGCUGCAGGAGGCCCUGGCCAAGCGGCGCCAGGAGCUGCAGCCUAAGAAGCGUUUCGCUUUCAAGACCCGCAGGAAGGAUGCUGCUUCAGCCACCAAAGUAGAUUCGGCUCCCGGUGCCCCGGCAGCGGAAGGCAUCCUGGCCUCCCCGCCGCCCUUGAAGGAGGAGGAAGGCUUCGGCUCCAGCUGGAUCUGCGGCUUCUCCAACCUGCAGUCCCAAGUCUUGGAGAAGAGAGCCGAGGAGCUGCACCAGCGGGACGUCCUUUUGACCCAACUGACUAACUGCACAAUCAGACUGUAUGGUAAUCCCAACACCCUGCGGCUGACCAAGGCUCGAGGCUGCACGCUGCUCUGCGGCCCGGUGUCCACCUCCGUGUUCCUGGAGAACUGCAGUGACUGCGUGCUGGCCGUGGCCUGCCAGCAGCUCCGCGUACACACCACGAAAGACACCCGCAUCUUCCUGCAGGUGACCAGCAGGGCAAUCGUGGAGGACUGCACCGGGAUACAGUUCGCCCCGUACACCUGGAGCUACCCGGGGAUCGACAAGGACUUCGAGGGCUCUGGUUUAGACAGGAGCAAAAAUAACUGGAGCGACGUUGACGAUUUCAACUGGCUGGCCCGUGAUGUGGCCUCCCCAAACUGGAGUAUUCUUCCUGAAGAAGAGCGAAGGAUCCAGUGAGACUAAGCAGUUGUCACUCUUUUCUUCACUCCUACCAAAUACACUCCUUUGUGGGACUGACUCCAGCUAAUGGGACCCCAAAAUUUACUUCUUGUCACGCUGUCUGUUUUCAUUAUUUUAAGACUUUAGAUUGUGAUAGGCUUCUACUUUCGAUUUCCAUUAAAUUUGUGGCAGGUCUAGCACUUCAGAGAAUUUUUGCUAUUUUGGU